AUGCUCAAAGAACUGAACGAAGCAGAGAGGAGGGUAGGACCGCGAAUAAACAGAAAGAAGACACAAUUCAUGAAGAACGCCUACAACGAGGAUGAAGGAAUACAACUUGAAGGCUCUCAAGUCGUGGAAACUUCGCCAUACAUACACCUGUCGUUCUAUGAAUAUGAAGAAAUUGAAAAAUUUGAAGAAAGAAGUGAACUGGGAGAUAAGAGCAGUGUGGGCAGCAUUUGCACCCGUCAGGGAAGCUACAAACCAACUGACGGACCAAGAUCUCCAUGCCCAUCUUUUUAA
Messenger RNA from Necator americanus (New World hookworm), 291 nucleotides. RefSeq lists its product as uncharacterized. The coding region runs from base 1 to 291 and encodes 96 amino acids. The record is from RefSeq and is a predicted model, not a curated record. Lineage: Eukaryota; Metazoa; Nematoda; Chromadorea; Rhabditida; Ancylostomatidae. The transcript has a single exon.